This is a messenger RNA of Iphiclides podalirius (scarce swallowtail), 492 nucleotides long. NCBI's taxonomy places the organism in Eukaryota, Metazoa, Arthropoda, Insecta, Lepidoptera, Papilionidae. The record is from the annotation of a GenBank genome assembly.
AUGAAAGCAAAGGAGCCCCAAGAAACUCAGCUCACAGAUGAUAGAAAAUACGCGACUCGACGCGGGAGCAUAAUUGGAUCGGUACAGUCGCGGGCAAAAAUGCGGUCGGCUUUUUCGCCGCGUAUUUGGUGGCAUCAUAAUUUCUUGUCCGCCUCUCCGUUCUUACUGGCGAGUGGUUUUUUCCGCGGCGCGCACCGCGAUUCGCCGGACGAUAAUUCCGAGUCCUUCGGGCCGAGUGGAAGUUUAAGGUCGUAUGCGACCGCCGUCACCAAGACCGGGAGGCCGUAUGCGCAAGUCGGAGGCGAUACCCGUAAGACAUUCUCGUUCCGCGCGGCUCAUUGUUCCGUAAUGGGGUGUGAUGAGGCAUUUUUGCGGCGACUCGCUUGCAUACGCGUUCCGUGUGUAAAGCGAUACGAGCGGUAUUUGGAGCAAUCGCUCGCCCGCGCGACGCUAACAAGGCGCCUCCGCGCCCGCACGCCGAAUCGGACUCAU